Cuscuta epithymum is the source of this 1365-nucleotide messenger RNA. Lineage: Eukaryota; Viridiplantae; Streptophyta; Magnoliopsida; Solanales; Convolvulaceae. The record is from the annotation of a GenBank genome assembly.
CACUUAUAUUAAAUGAAUUUACAGGUAUGCAGUAGUGACAGGUGCAAACAAGGGAAUCGGGGUGGAGAUAGUGCGGAAGCUGGCCUCCUAACGGCUAGAGAUGAGAAUAGGGGGGAGGAAGCUGUGUCAUUGCUGCACAAACAAGGCCUUUCAAAUGUUGUUUUCCACCAGCUUGAUGUUCUGGAUAAGCACGGCGUACCACGCUUGGAAAAUUACCUAAAAGCACAAUAUGGAAGGCUUGAUAUUCUGGUUGAUUGGCUUUUUACUUUUCUUUCAUAUUUUCCCCUUUAUUGUCUUGCCACUGUAGGUAAACAAUGCAGGAGCUAGUGGAGUUGUUGUUGAUGAAGAAGCCUUAAGGGAGUUAAAUAUAGCCCCUUUAGACUGGGUAAGACAAGGUCGCGGAUUAACAACUAACUACAUGUAGUAAUGCUGUAAGAUUUGUUUUUAGUUUGGGACGAAAAGCUAGUAGGAUCAUCAAUAGAUAAGCUAGCGAUGUGAGUAUACCCACCCACCCACCCACCAGAAAGACUAAUCCAAUCCGUAAAAGAUAACAUUUUUGUUACUCAAUCAGUCCCGAGGAGAAGCAGCAAUUAAUGCAAAAACAGCCAGCCAAUUGGAAAGCAAGAGUCAUACUUUUGAUUCUCCGCGCCACAACAGAUAAUAAAAAAUGUUGAGGUCUACUGCUUGACUUGUCGGGGAUUAACCUAGCUAGCUCAAGUAUACGAUGAUCUAAAAAGCCCUUGGUUGUGUUUUAAUUUGUUGUGGUGUUUGAGAAAAUGUACUUAAAACAUAACGUUCACAGCACCAUAGUUCGUGUCCUAUAUGCACGUGCUCAUUACUUAAAGGCCAGGGUAACAAUCAGUGAUUAUUCGAGUUCAAGCAAAUGUCUUUUUUUUGCAUGAGUAGCUGAAAAGCCCGCUGAAAGCUGAAAAAUAUAUUGCCACAAGCUGAAAGUUCUACUAAUUGGUAUACAAGUGCGCUUGCUGGGAAGGCUGUUGAUUUGAUUCAAGGUUCAAUCAAGACAACAUAUGAGAAGGCAAAAGAAUGCCUUGAUACUAAUUACUAUGGAGUGAAGAUGGUGACAGAAGCACUUCUUCCUUUGCUACAACGUUCCAGCCAAGGGGCAAGGAUAGUAAAUAUCUCUUCUCUCAGGAGUGAAUUAAGGCGCAUUCCCAACGAGCAGAGAAGGAAGUUGCUCGGGGACAUUGAUAAUCUGACAGAAGAGACAGUGGACGAGAUUCUGCACAACUUUUUGUGUGAUCUGAAAGAUGGAAAACUGGAAGCUAACGGGUGGCAAAUGAUGCUACCUGCAUAUAGCAUAUCAAAGGCAACGCUACACGCCUACACCAGACUUGUGGCAAAGAA